CUGACAUGCUGCAUUUAGAGAUUCGUUCUCUUUAAUAAUAGUCAGAAAUCGUUCUUUAAAAUUAGUGCUUGUUAGCAAAUAUUCGAUUACAGCGCCUCUAAUGGUACCGAUUCGUAAUUUAAUGGAUAAGAUGGAUGAAAAUGGCAUGUAAGGUGUUGUUAAAUUUCAGUGAAAUGUUUGGUUACACCAGCCACCUAGGAUGGGAGGCUGCAUAGGUAUAACGAGGGCAAGAAACGCCUCCGUUGACGAUACUACGGGAAAUUCCACAAGAGUAAAUUCAGGAAAUUCAAGAAAAAAUCAUCCACUGUGUCAUGAAGUAAUCAGGUGGAAAUCAGAUGUACCAUUGACAGAGGGUCAACUCAGAAGUAAAAGAGAUGAAUUUUGGGAUACUGCACCUGCAUUUGAUGGACGUAAAGAAAUAUGGGAUGCUUUAAGAGCUGGAGCAAUUGCAGCAGAAGCUCAAGAUUAUCAGUUAGCACAGGCUAUAUUAGAUGGAGCUAAUAUUUCUGUGCCAAAUGGUUUCUUAACAGAAUGUUAUGAUGAAUUGGGAACUAGAUAUCAGGUCCCUAUUUAUUGCUUAUCAUAUCCAAUUAAUAUUGUGAAAGAGGAUAGUGGAAGGGAUUCACCUGCUGACUGUUCAGAACCCAUUGAUAGUGGAGUUGAACAGACAUUAAAACUCAGAUUAUCUACUACAUUAGGUGAAGUCAAAUUGCCUGUUUAUAGCAAAGAUACUAUUGCAGUUGCUAAAAAAAAAUUACAGAGUCAAGAAGGUUUAGAACCAUCACGGCAAAGGUGGUUCUUUGGUGGCAAGUUAUUAGGUGAUAAAAUGCAUAUAGAAGAAGCAAAGAUACAACCAGGUUAUGUAAUACAAGUAAUUGUAAAUCCAGAAAAACUGGAUGACAGUCCAGUGAAAACAAGCUGAACUAAUGUUAUACAAGAUACAAGUUGCAUUAAACCAUAUUUUCUGAUGA
Osmia bicornis bicornis is the source of this 971-nucleotide messenger RNA. RefSeq names its product ubiquitin domain-containing protein 1. Lineage: Eukaryota; Metazoa; Arthropoda; Insecta; Hymenoptera; Megachilidae. The record is from RefSeq and is a predicted model, not a curated record. The transcript has 5 exons. Bases 200 to 922 code for a protein of 240 amino acids. Gene Ontology annotation, molecular function: protein binding.